Molecule: messenger RNA, 2321 nt
Organism: Pimephales promelas (fathead minnow)
Lineage: Eukaryota; Metazoa; Chordata; Actinopteri; Cypriniformes; Leuciscidae
Gene: hrh1
Product: histamine receptor H1
Biological process (GO): regulation of vascular permeability; adenylate cyclase-activating adrenergic receptor signaling pathway; positive regulation of vasoconstriction
Cellular component (GO): plasma membrane
Molecular function (GO): histamine receptor activity
Source: RefSeq, a predicted model, not a curated record
GCAGUAAAGCGUCAGUCAGCGUCCAGUUCACCAAAUCUGUGGAGAUAAACCCCAUUCCUGUCGAGAUUUCUCUGCAAGUCGGAAGGAAACUCCCAUUUGGAUAUGAAUUUUAAAACCCAAAGGGACUAUGUGCUUUCUCGCAACUUUGACGUCAUGUGACACAUCGGACUGCCCAAUGGAGGCCACUACGAUACUGACUGCCACGAACAGCCAAGUCAAGCGAAUCCUUCACGAACCUUCCGAGCCCAACGUCACGACUCUCACAAACACGUCUGUCCCGUUCCACCAUCACAUGAACAGUGCGGUGCUGGGGAUCUUCCUCGGGACACUGUCCCUCCUGACGGUCAUCAUGAACCUGCUGGUCCUGUUCGCCGUGAGAAAGGAACGGACUUUACACACAGUUGGGAAUCUCUACAUCGUCAGUCUGUCGAUAGCAGACCUUAUAGUUGGGGCGACGGUAAUGCCUUUGAAUCUGGUGUACCUUCUUGAGGACGAGUGGAAGCUUGGUCACGUUAUUUGCCAGUUCUGGUUAGUCAUGGAUUAUGUUGCGAGCACGGCGUCCAUUUUCAGUUUGUUCAUCCUUUGCUUGGACAGGUACCGAUCCGUACGACACCCAUUACAGUAUCUGAAGUAUCGGACACGGGGGAGAGCAACGCUGUUGAUUUGUAGUGCAUGGCUUCUCUCAAUGACUUGGAUCGUUCCCAUCCUCGGCUGGAGGAUGUUUGCUCGGGUCGAUCGGAAACCUGAACUGGAGAGCCAAUGCGACACGGACUUUCGCUUAGUGACGUGGUUUAAAGUUCUGACCGCCAUUCUUAACUUCUACAUCCCUUCGUUUCUAAUGCUUCUGUUCUACUCGCAGAUUUUCAUUGCGGUUCGGGAUCAUUACAGGGAAUGGGAGACCUUCGCCGGUCCCAUGGUGAAACCCGAAGCGGAUGAUACACUGGCGAACGGACUUCAGUUAAAGAUAACCAAAGCCUCGGAGAGAGAGAAUCAAGCGUAUUCUCAAAACGAGGGUCUUCUGGAUCAAUACAGUCUUGAACAGCCAAGAGACAAUAAUGACGACAACCCUGAUUCCCUGUCCGAGACGAAGAGGAAGAGUUGCUAUAAGAAGAAACAAAUGUUCAGACUUUCAAAACGCAUGAGAAAGAGCAUGCAAGACCCUGAAAUUUCAAUCGAUGAUGGGGAAACGGUCGCCGAAUGCCCGCCAUCGGUAUCUCUCGUCUUUCUACGACCGGAAAACAACACAGAGACCUUCAUAAAUGUGAACGACUGUAAUGUGCUAGUGCCGAACUCCGUCGGGAACAUUAGUGAGGGCGAGCAGACGGUGGAUAUUCAUAACUAUACUCAUAGCACGCCUCCAUCACCACCGUCCCCGUGGGCCGAGAACAACCCGCCGCUAAACACCAACGAUUCACUUCCCGCGAAACAAACAUGGCAGAAGCUCUGCGAACAGUCCAAGCAAAGCAUCCACAGCAUGCGGAUCCGCAAGGAGCGGAAAGCCGCCCGGCAACUGGGCUUCAUCAUCGGUGUGUUUAUGGUGUGUUGGAUCCCGUACUUCAUCACAUUCAUGGUCAUGGCCUUGUGUGAGACCUGUGUGCAUCACGACCUUCAUAUGUUCACCAUUUGGCUUGGGUACAUCAACUCCACUCUCAAUCCCUUCAUAUACCCACUGUGCAAUGAAAACUUCAAAAGGGUGUUCAAAAAGAUUUUUUAUAUUGAUAGAUAAGGAGAUCUGAUCCAUUUUUGACAUGUUUGUACAUCAGUUGCUCCGUCAUGCUUGUGAUCUUGGUAACACUUUACAACAGGGUUCAUUUUUUAAUGAAUUAACUAACAUGAGCUAACCAUGAGCAAUAGAUUUGUUACUGUAUUUGUUAAUCUUUGUUAAUGUUAGCUGUUAAUUGUUUGUUCAUGUCAGUUCAAGGUGCAUUAACUUUUGAAAAUUUGAAAAGUAUUAGUUAAUGUUGAAAUUAAGAUUAAGAAAGAUUAAUGAAUGCUGCAGUUCAUUUUUAGUUCGUGCUAACUUUAACUAAUAUUAACUAAUGAACUUUAUUGUGAGGUGUUCCCAUUUUGUUAUUUAUUGCUGAGUGUCAGCUUGACACGUCUGCAAUCUGCAUCAGAUUACAUUAAAAACUUAUUCCAUACAGUGUUUUAAAACCGGUUGUAUUGAAGCAUCUAUGUUGCUCAUUAACACAACCAUUUCCAGCGGGAGUUCUUCUCUACAUCUAUGACUACGUUAACAUGUAGCCAAUAGCCCGUUCAAAACCGGGAUAUUAGCAAUAUCCCGGAUUUUAAAGCUACACUGUGUAACUCUUUUAGUUUAU